AUGGCGUAUGGUCUGUCGGCAGUGAAGCUGGAGAAGGCCAUCAUGAACCUCGAGUUGCGCCUGCGGGAGGAGUUCCGAAAGGAUGUUUCCCGGCAGGUGACAAAGCAGAUCAAGCCCUAUGUCCAGCAGAUCAACGCCCUCCAGUCCCAAGUCGACAGGCUCAGCGCCCGCUCCGCGUCCAAGUCCUCUUCCCCACCGCAGCCGAGUGUGGAGCCCGAGCAUGGAGUUUCAGAAUUGCUUCACGUCGACCUCGACACACUGCUGACAGAGGGUGAUGGCAAUAUGGACGAGAGCCUCAGUGGCAACAGUGACCGAGCCCUGCCCUGCGUGUCGAUCGACAUCGUCGACUUGCUCCAGAAGGAUCCCGACCAUCCCGGAACAAAGCCCCCCAGUGAGAUGCAGCGCCAGAAGACCAAGGUGGCCAUCGAUCCUAGCCUCGGCCUCACCAAUGACUCCCUGCACCCUGAGCUUGUGGAGGAGCCCGUGGCUUUCCUGGAGACGGCCUGGAACCUGGUCCUGGUCUUGGGCCAUACGAAUUGUGGCCGGGUGGACCUGGUGAUCGCCUGCUUGCUCUGGUUGGGCAGCGGCUUGAUGCAAAUCUCCUUCUUCUUCAUCCUCCUCUCGGAUGACUUUCUGGGCGAGCCCUUCGGGAAUCAGGUCGAGGUGGCGAAAGCGUGGCGCGAGUCCAUCGCGCACGACUUCAAGCACAUGGACCUGAAUGACGAGAGCCUCGUCUCCCGAGUGUGCAGAGCCGAUCGCACGCUGAUUCUGUCGACUUCGCAGAUGCAGAUGCUGGACCAGAUCAAUGCCUUCCUCGGCCUCGGCAAGGACGAGUUCCAAGCGCCCUACUUCCAGCCCGGCAUUCUGCUCUGCAUGAUGUGCAUCCUGCUCUGGUGUUUGUACCUCCUCAACGAAUUCCGACUCGUGAUCUUUUCCUUGGAGGCCGUGUCCCAAGUCCCGCGUGGGCCCCGAACGCAGUGGAAAAGGCGCGGAGGCUUCCAAACGAUCUCCUACGGCCGAUUUGGCGUCUACUGCUUCAUGCGCUUGGCGCGCUUCUUCAUCGCCGUGGGCCUGCUCUAUGCUGGCGUGCAGUGGCUGAGCGGCACGAUCUCUAUCACGGAGCUCAUCUUGAAUGCCGUGGCCUUGUCCGCUGUUUUGCAGAUCGACGAGAUGGUCUUCGCGGCCCUGAUGCCGAAGAAGAUCCAGAUCUGCAUUCAGGACCUCGAGGCCAUCAAGGUACCCUACAGUAAAGCCCGGAGUCAGACGGAGUCCAUCAUGCUCCUCGUGGGGAUCACAUGUCUCAUGCUGUGGCCGUGGAUGUACAACGUAGGGCCGCUGAGCUGGGACAUGUUGGAGGUCAAGCGACAGUACUGUGGGGGCACGCAGAACUUCGUGGUGGCGGGGAAUCAGGUCCAGGGGGUCACGGUGGGACUGGUCACCUUGGACCACGCCCAGGGUCUGAACCAAACUUCCCUCACCCGCUUCGCUGUGAGCCGGCACAUCUGGCAGGAGCCCCUGGGAACCUCGAACUACAUCCGUUUCACCCAGGAUCGAUCCAGCUUUGUGACUGCCAGGGACAUGGACAUGCAUCAGCGCAACCUCCAUGACAGUCUCUGCAUGGACUUUGACAACAUCUUCCUGGGCAACGCGACCCAUGAGCUUCAGGAGUUCUACCGCCAGUACUUCUACUCGGCCAGCUACGAAGCAGGGAUUCCAGAAGGAGCCAGUUGCGCAGAGAUGGCGCACCUCUGCCACUCCAUAGAUACCAAGGCGCGCCUGGUGCGGCACGUAUGUCCCCGCACGUGCGACUGCCACCUGCAGCACUCGAAUCCCCUCCUGAAGCUUGUGGGCGAGGGCUGCUCGAAAGCCUGCUUCACUGAGCAAGAGUACGCCAUGCGCUUUUCACCUUGCGAGGACAUGAACCUGGAGGAGUCCCCUCACCUCCGGGAGGCCUGGGAGGGGUUCUGGGACAGCUACAAGCCAUUGAUGGAGCAGAGGGUGGGGAUGAACUUCAGCAGCCCCAGCCUCAGCUUCGUUCCUGACUUCCUGGCCUAUGUCAAGCAGGUGGGGUGUCCAGGCCUCGGCGUGGUGCCCACCGACCCCGUCACGCGCAGCCCGUGGUGUUCAGGCAGCCAGUACUAUGGCCCCCUUGCGAAUUGGUGCCCGCGGACUUGCGGCUGCCACACCUCGGAAACACUGCCCUGGUGGUGCCCCCGGAGUUGCGAGGGCUGCAAGGACACGGCGAACUUCCCUACUCACAUUCGCGUCAGUGACUGUGCACAGUCUCUUCAGACGGGGCUAUGCGAGGCCUAUCCGCUUGAGUCGGCUGUGUACUGCGCAGAAACCUGCAACCUUUGCUCCGCACUUCACAACAACGGGACCAUUGACUAG
Molecule: messenger RNA, 2391 nt
Organism: Symbiodinium natans
Lineage: Eukaryota; Dinophyceae; Suessiales; Symbiodiniaceae
Source: the annotation of a GenBank genome assembly